Messenger RNA from Quercus lobata, 3614 nucleotides. RefSeq lists its product as uncharacterized. NCBI's taxonomy places the organism in Eukaryota, Viridiplantae, Streptophyta, Magnoliopsida, Fagales, Fagaceae. The record is from RefSeq and is a predicted model, not a curated record. The transcript has 6 exons. Bases 634 to 3396 code for a protein of 920 amino acids.
AUACUCUUUCAAAAACUUUCUCAUUGUCUACUCUUUUUACUAAAUAACCCUCUUUGACUCAAAAGACUUUCUUUUACCAGAAACAGAAAAACUCUCUCUCUCUCUCUGAGCAAAUUUCACAUCUUUUUUUUCAUUCUGACUGGGUGCUGUUAAUCUCUUUCUUUGUACUUCAUUGGGCCCUUCUUUCUUUGGGUUUUUCUGCUAAAGACAAAUUUUGUUGCUUCUUAAGACAUUCAGAUCUUUUCCUGUACUGCUCAAUGUGCUCGUUGGUUUGGUGGGGUUUUAUUUAUUUAAUUAAUUUUUAAGGAACUUUCUUGGGGUUUGGUAUUGUGGAUUUAUCGGAUAGAGAGGAUUAAGUCUUUGGUGGGUUUGAUGGGAAUGGCUCAAAUUUCUUUUGUUUUGUUGCUUAUUUUGAUGGGUACCAUUUAAAUGAAGAUGUUUGUAUACACAUCUACAUUGUGCUUGCUGUGUAUGAAACUAAUGGGAUUUGACUGAUUUGCUGUUUUUGCAUACAAAAGAAGUUGGAGAGUUGCUGUAUGGGAAAUGGGGUUUUGCAGAUGAAGGCAUUGUAUUUGUAGGUUUUGUGAAAUAUAUCUGGGGUUGUUGCACUAGUUUGCAUUUAUAGAGGAGAAAAUGGAGGUUGAGAAAAGACGCUCAAAGGGAGGCUUCCUUAACUUGUUUGAUUGGAAUGGUAAAUCUCGGAAGAAGCUGUUCUCUAACAAUUCUGACUUGCCUGAAGGACUGAAGCAGGGGAAAGAAAGUGUGGAGAAUGUGUCAAAAUCAUGGCCUAAUAGGGUAGAGGUAAAUGAGAAUGGAGCAAGUUCAAGUAAUAAAGGAAGUAGUGACUAUAACUGUGCUUCAUCGGUGACUAGUGAUGAAGGCAGUGGGACUAGAGCUCCUGGAGUUGUUGCUAGACUCAUGGGUUUGGAUUCAUUGCCAGCUUCAAAUGUUGCCGAGCCUUGUUCUACCCCAUGUCUCGAGUCUCACUCUUUUAGACCGUCUCUUUAUGAUAGGAGCAACCCUAAUUUGUGGAGUGAUUAUCAACACAUGGACUACAUAAACAUGCCUAGUAAGAUGGAGAAGUCUUCCUGGAAUCCCAUAGAGUCAAGGGCACAAAAGGUGCAGAACCGCCCAAUUGAGAGAUUUCAAACAGAGAUGUUGCCUCCAAAAUCAGCUAAAUCUAUUCCAUUUACCCACCAUAAGUUGUUGUCUCCUAUCAAGAGUCCUGCAUUUAUCCAAACAAAGAAUGUAGCUUACAUAAUGGAGGCAGCUGCAAAGAUAAUUGAUUCAAGUCCCCGAGCAUCUAACAACAAUAAAGUAUCGUCUUUUGGAUCUCCCUCAGUUCCAUUGAGGAUUCGGGAUUUGCAAGAGAAAAUGGAAGCUGCACAUAGAGCAUCCAGGCCUGGAAAACUCAAGGAACCCAGUGUUGUUAAGUAUAAGAAAGGUAAGUCUAAUGACAUGAGUCACAGUGGAUCAGAAUAUGCAUCAGUAUCCAAGUCUUCUACAAAUUCAGAAAAGAGUGGUUCUGAGAAUUCAAGGAAUAAGGGAAAAUCUGUUUCACUUGCGGUACAAGCACAGGUCAAUGUCCAGAGAAAAAAUGGAUCGACUUCAACUAGUAAUGGGAAUUUUAGGAGUCAGAAGGAACAGAAUGAUGUCAAAUCAAACCACUUUUUGAAGAAUCAGCAAAGUAGGCAAAGAACUGCACAGAAGAGAACUUCUGCUAAUAGGACUAGCAAUGUGCUCAGGCAGAAUAAUCAGAAGCAGAAUUCUGUAUCCAAUAAAGAUAUUUCAAGUUCAAAAACUUCAGUUUCCAAUCAGCUAGCAAGAAGAAGUAAGUCCAUUGAUGGUUCUAAUGGGCCAAAUAGGACUGUAAAGAAGGUUGUUGUGAACACUGAAACUGGGGCUAAAAAGCCAAGGUCAGUGGCAACUCAUACUGACAAGGAGUUUUCAUCAGCCAAAACUAAGAAUGUUUCUCGAAAGAAAAUGUCUUUUAGUGGGGAUGUUCAACCUGAAGAAAACAUCAUUGAUGAUGCAUUAAUCAAUAAUGAUGAAAGUUCUAGAAAAUGUAAUGUUGAGACUGAUCAGUGCAUGAAUUGGGGUACAGAUAACAUGAAACAAGGAAUGGAUGUUGUUUCAUUUACGUUCAUGUCUCCCCUGAGAAGAUGCAUGCCUGAAGCACAGUCCUCCAGUGAGGUCAUGGGAAUAAAUAACCACUUCAGUAAUGAUUCUUUUGGUAAUGGUGAUCGCCAUCUUCGAAAAAAUCUUGAUCUAUCAUGUCCAGGGUUGAAUGUAACUGGGAGUGAUGUUUUGAGUGUCCUUUUGGAACAAAAGCUGCAGGAGUUGAUAUUUAGAGUUGACUCAUCUCACUGUAACCUGGUUGGAGAAGAGACUUCUGCUAGUUUGGGAUCCAGUUUGCAAGAUUCAAUUCCCAGCAUGGUGAGCUCCACAUCAAGGGAACAGAAUGAGAGGUUUCAAUUUGGUAUUCAUAGAAGUAAAUCAGAGAGCAAACAUGACUAUGAUUUUUCUUCAGUUGAUGGUCUGUUGCAAAAUGUGGACCAGCAGAGGCAGUUUCAGGGACCUGAAGGGAUGGAAACUCAUAGCAGAUGCAGCAACGACAGGGCAACUGGAGGAGAACUUGAUUGUCUAUAUCCCAGGCCUGCUUCAAGUUUUGAACACUCUUUUGGGAGUAAAAGUUUCUCAGAUAGUAGCCAGAGUGCCAAUGGGAGCACAAAGUAUUCAUUGGAGCAAGCAGAAGAUUCAUCUAACUGGCACUCUACAAAUGAAUCUCUACUAGUGGGAGGUGAGACAGAAUUAUCGGACACAGCCUCUUCCAUCUCUACAUGGGAUGUGGGCAUAAGGCAUAUAAGUAGAACAUUCAGUUCGAAAAGUUUCAAGGGAUCAAGCAACUGGGAACUAGAAUAUGUGAGGGAUAUUCUUGACAAUGCAGAGUUGUCAUCAGAAGAUUUUGAAUUGGGUCAUGCUGAUAAGGUUAUAGCCUCAAAUCUCUUUGAUCAAUUGGAGUAUCAGGGAAAUGGAUCAGAAAUAAAUGAAGAAGAGAACGUCAAGCUUGGGCGAAAGGUUCUGUUUGAUUGUGUAACCGAAUGCCUUAAUUUGAGGUACAGUCACACUCUUGUUGGAAGCUGCAAAGCAUGGGCUAAAUGGAUGACAUUGUGUGGUAGGAAGGUGUUGCUAGCAGAGGAGUUUUAUAAGGAGAUUUUAGGUUGGAAAAACAUGGAGGAUUUCAUGGUGGAUGAGCUCGUCGACAAGGACAUGAGCACUCAGUAUGGGAGAUGGAUUGACUUUGACAUAGAGGCAUUUGAAGAAGGCGUGGAGAUUGAGAAGGGAAUAUUGACUUCAUUGGUUGAUGAAUUGGUUUCUGAUAUGUUGCAUUUCUAGAGCAUUGAUGGCCUUCUUUUAAUUUAGUUUCAAUAUGUCCAGUUGGAAUGGUCCCCUAGUGGAUCUUGUACUUUCUUUUUCCCUGUCCAUUCUGGUAUAUAUAUUAUUCAAAAAAUAUGCAAAGCAUAAAAGAUCAUUCAUUCAAGUCAAUGUUUCUCAUAUUUCAAUGUGUAGCGGCUCCUAGUACCAAAUUAAAAAGAAUGCUUUGGUUCAUCGUU